Messenger RNA from Punica granatum (pomegranate), 424 nucleotides. NCBI's taxonomy places the organism in Eukaryota, Viridiplantae, Streptophyta, Magnoliopsida, Myrtales, Lythraceae. The record is from RefSeq and is a predicted model, not a curated record.
UUUCCGUGAGAAGCGGCAGUUAAGCGGCGGCCGCAGAGCCGACAUCAAUGGAGGAUUCGAGAGUCCUCGAGUUCUACAAUGGCAUCAGCGGGAUGAGGUAUUCUCUGAUUAAAGCGGGAGUGGACGCCCAAGUUGUUGAAGCGUUCGACAUCAAUGACACCACGAAUGACGUUUAUGAUCAUAACUUCGGCCAUCGCCCUUUCCAGGGUAAUAUUCAAAGCCUUACUGCUGCUGAUCUUGAUAACUACAGAGCACACGCACGGCUUCUUUCUCCUCCUUGCCAGCCCUAUACUAGGCAAGACAUCGGAUACUCAUGAAAAAAUGAUUGAGAUAUUGACUACAACUGGUUUUGCCACUCAAGAGUUUAUUUUGAGCCCCUUGCAAUUUGGGGUCCCAUAUGCCAGACCACGGUACUUUUGCUUGG